GCCUGCUUCUACGCCGCGCGCGUGCUCGAGGCGCUCGCGCACCUCCACGAGCGACGGAUCGUCUACGGGGACGUCAAGCCGGAGAACGUGCUGCUCCUCGGAACACAUGGCCGGCCCGUGCUCUGCGACUUCGACCGCGCCCGCGACGAGCGCGAGCCGCGGCCGCGCCCGGGCGGCAGCCCGGAGUACGCGCCGCCGGAGCUCCUCGACGCGGGCGCUUCCGGGCCCGCGGGCGACGUGUACCAGCUCGGCGUGCUGCUCUACGAGCUCCUCGCGGGGGCGACGCCCUUC
Molecule: messenger RNA, 291 nt
Organism: Aureococcus anophagefferens
Lineage: Eukaryota; Pelagophyceae; Pelagomonadales; Pelagomonadaceae
Exons: 1
Biological process (GO): protein phosphorylation
Molecular function (GO): protein kinase activity; ATP binding
Source: RefSeq, a predicted model, not a curated record